Cajanus cajan (pigeon pea) is the source of this 2092-nucleotide messenger RNA. Its product is annotated as cationic amino acid transporter 1. NCBI's taxonomy places the organism in Eukaryota, Viridiplantae, Streptophyta, Magnoliopsida, Fabales, Fabaceae. Gene Ontology annotation, molecular function: L-lysine transmembrane transporter activity; L-glutamate transmembrane transporter activity. Gene Ontology annotation, biological process: amino acid transport; transmembrane transport. The record is from RefSeq and is a predicted model, not a curated record. Gene Ontology annotation, cellular component: plasma membrane.
GGUUUUAUCUAUAUAUUCUAUAUUUACUAAAUUUGUGAUACAGAAAGGUUUUGAUUGAUUUUCUACAUUCUUUCUUUCUGAAUUCAGAAUAAACGUGAUAUCGAAGAAGCUUUGCUGGUUUUUAUUUCAUCUUUGGGUCCAAAGUCACAAAAAUAAGAGAAUGGAGGGGAAAGACAACAACACAAGCUCCUACACAGUGAACAACGUUGUUGCUGAGGCUGAUGAGGCAAUAAAGUUAGAGUCAUUUGCGAGUGUGUCAAAGUACGGUAGAGCGGUGUUGGAGACGCCGUUAAGGCUAGUGGAUCGGGUGACGAGUCGGUCGAUGGAUGAGGUGGAGUUGGUGGAAGUGAAGAGGCGAAGCCAGCACGAGAUGAAGAAAACGCUCACGUGGUGGGACCUCAUAUGGUUCGGAUUAGGCAGUGUCAUAGGUUCGGGCAUCUUUGUGCUCACGGGAUUCGAGGUCAAGAGCCAUGUGGGACCCGCUGUUGUUUUGUCCUAUGUUAUCUCUGGGAUCUCCGCCAUGCUCUCCGUUUUCUGUUACACUGAAUUUGCCGUCGAAAUUCCCGUUGCCGGUGGUUCGUUUGCGUACCUUCGAGUGGAGCUAGGCGAUUUCGUGGCGUACAUAGCAUCGGGCAACAUCCUUCUAGAGUACGUGGUUGGUGGUGCCGCAGUGGCACGCUCCUGGACCUCCUACUUCGCCACUCUCUGCAACCAACCCUCCGACAAGUUCCUCAUCCACGCCCACCGCCUCUCACAAGACUACAGCCACCUCGACCUCAUCGCCGUCCUCGUCCUCGCCAUCGUGGGCCUCUUCGCCGUCUUCAGCACCAAGGGCUCCUCGCGCUUCAACUACGUCGCCUCCAUAAUCCAUGUCAUUGUCCUCCUCUUCAUCAUCGUCGCGGGCCUCACCAAGGCCCAGGCCCGCAACUACACCGACGACUUUCUCCCCUUCGGCCCCCGCGGAAUCUUCCAAGCCGCCGCGGUCCUGUUCUUCGCCUACGUCGGCUUCGACGCCGUUUCCACCAUGGCGGAGGAGACCAAGAACCCCGGGAGAGACAUUCCCCUUGGCCUCAUCGGCUCCAUGACGUGUGUCACCUUUUUGUACUGCAUGUUGUCGGUCACACUUUGUUUGAUGCAGAGGUACAGCGAUGUCGACGAGAAUGCCGCUUUUUCGGUUGCGUUUGAGGCUGUUGGGAUGAGUUGGGCUAAGUACAUUGUUGCUUUUGGCGCGUUGAAGGGAAUGACGAGUGUGUUACUUGUUGGAGCUGUGGGUCAAGCGAGGUACCUCACACAUAUUGCUAGAACGCACUUGUUGCCACCGUGGUUCGCUAGGGUUAAUGAAAAAACUGGGACACCCAUCAAUGCAACUAUUACUAUGCUUGGUGCAACUGCUGUUGUUGCAUUCUUUACCAGCCUCGAUGUUCUUGCCAACCUUCUUUCGAUUUCGACUUUGUUCUUGUUCUCUCUUGUGGCCUUGGCUUUGUUGGUUCGGCGAUACAAUGUUAGAGGGGUUACUACAAGGGUGAACGUGGUGAAAUUCGUUGUGUGUGUUGUUCUUAUUUUGGGCUCUUCCGUUGCUUCAGCGGUUUAUUGGGCGAAUACCGAGAAAUGGGUUGGUUACACUGUGUUUGUGCCUAUUUGGUUUGUGGGAACGGUGGGGAUUUGGAUGUUGGUUCCGCUUGCGAAGAAGCCGAAGGUUUGGGGUGUGCCUUUGGUGCCGUUUCUGCCUUCGGCGUCGAUUGGCAUCAAUGUUUUCCUUCUGGGGUCGUUGGAUAAGGCUUCGUUUAGGAGAUUUGGGGUUUGGACUGGGAUUUUGCUGGUGUAUUACCUCUUUGUGGGGUUGCAUGCGUCUUAUGACAUGGCGCGGCUGCAGAAGAAGGAGAGGCUAGAGACCAAGACUGAGUCGACGGUGGAUGAGGAAGAUGGUGUUGUGACCGUGACGGAGUCUAUUACAAAAAGUGAAAAAUCAUAUGCAGCGGGAGUUUGAUUUAACUGAUUGUUGAUGGUUGUGUGAUGGUUGUUUAUGUUCCACGUUGCAUGUGAUUAUUGUUUGUGUGAACUGAUGCUUUGAGCAAUAGGGUUUGUUUGUAUA